GAGAACUGUUCAGAUCUGAGCGACAUUUUCAGAUUGAGGUAAGAGAAUAUUUGAAACUUAUUAAAAAGAAAUGAUAACUUUAUGAUAGUGUGUCAUGAAUGUGUAUAGUAAGGCUUUACAAAGGAAGAUUUCUACCAAUGUGAUAGCUUCAUUGACUGAUUUCUUGUGGUGGUUUAAAAAACGCAUCUUUCAAUAAGUCUUUAUGAUGAAGAACAUAAAUACAGUCGAUUACAGAGAAAUUUUUAUUUUGUUUCUGCCAAGAAAUGUAGUUUUGAAGAAGUAUUUUAUUCUUGAUUGACUCAAAGUUUAUUGUAUUCCCUCUGUAGUGUUCAUGAUAAUAUACUGUAUCCAAUACUGACACCAUAAAACCUGAACAGAUAAAACAUAGAAAAUGGUAUGGUUUGACACCACUGGGGAUAAUUUUGAAAAACUGUAUUUUGAGUGAAUUGGUCCUUUAUGCACAGAAGAAGCUUGGCAUUAAAAACACAGUUUGUGCUUUUAAACUUAUUGGUUUUGACAAACAAUGACCAUAAUUUGUGAUUUAUGUAUUUGUAGGCCAAUUUUGCAGUAGGGUUACAUGUAAAAUGAUGCAUAUCAUAGUGGAUAUUGGCCAGUAGUAAAACUGGUAGUACUGGUGUCAUUCAGUGAUCGGGUUAUUAGAAUCACAAGACCUGCUGGCUAUCCUUGCUGACCCUGAGUCCAUCCUCAGAUAGAAAACAGAUACCCAUCAUUGUGUGGAUGACUUGAAUUGAUAAGACAAAUUAUAAAAAUCUAAUUUCCCGACAGCAAGGGGUGUGUUUCCGUGACAACCAGAAACCAAAAAUGCCAAGCUUCAAUUCAGAGCAGAGGAAAGGGCCGUAACUAGAUUCACGUGUGAGCAGAUGAGUUUAGUUAUCAGACGUUAGCAGGGUCUGUGUAGACACUGAGUCCCAGGUGGUAUUGUCUAACUGGGAAGCAAAAUGUGGAUGCAUUCCAUUGCUUCCUCUAUAAUAGCCUUCACAAAGAGACCAUUGUUGCUCUCUGUACCUUUGCCAUAAAUCAGUUGAUUGGGUCCCCUAAUGCAGUCAAGGUUGGACAUCAUGUGAAAGACACGUUUGACAUAAGGUAAUGAUAAGGGGCACGUGUUGAGCAUGUGUAACAGUAUCAGGGGCACCACCAAGGAUUUUGAGCCCUUUAAAAAUAAUUCAAUUAGCUUUACCACCACAGCUGCUCUUAUAUAUUAAAGCUGUGUCAGUCAUUGGCUCUCUGAAUCUUCCAAACUUACCCCCUUUAAAUGUAUUACAUUGUACCAAGUAUUAACAUUUUUGUUUACAUGCUUUUGUGUUUAUAGAAAGUGUAUUGUUCCCUCUACAUAGCUUGAGGUAUAGCUCUUGGAUAAAGCAAGACCACCUCAAUAGAUCCUUGAAGCUGCAAUUGUAAGCUUGCUUUCUUAGUGUAGGAUGUUCAUGCUAACACCAAGCACAGCUAAGACUUCUGAACUCUCUUUGGUUUUACCAGUAUGCUAGCAGUAUAGAUACUAGCAGUGCAGAGUAAAAGAGGUAUACAUUUCUAUAUUUUCACUGAUUUUCUCAAAUUGACGAGGGAAACACAAGGGUUGGACUUUACUUUUUAUGCUCACCAUACAGAGACAAUUAACUUACACAAUCACAUUUGUAAUUACAUUUAUCUACAACAUCAGCCAAGUGACCAAAACUUCUCUGGAGAAGACAUUGCCUUAUAAAACCAUCUUUGGCAUACAUUUAUUUUUGACUUUUCUGUCUUGCAUUUAGGUUGUUUUUUGUAAAGCUAUGCUUUCAAUUUGAAGUAUACUACUUCUGGUAGAUCAUAAGCUACAGGACUGAAUAAAAACAGUUAAAGGACUGGUUAGAAUGUAUGUGUUUAAUUGAUUAUCAACCUUUUUGGGUCACAAUAAAUCAUCUGCUUUUAAAAGUAUCCAAUUAUCUCUCAGGGGGGGUGCUUCAGCUAGCCCGAUAGCAACUGCUGCUACUUCAUCUCUCUGAAUCCCUUCAUCUCUUUAAACUGCAUCAGCUUGCUGCCUCUUACUGCUUCUUCUGCAAACUUUUUUGCCACCUCCUUCACCCAAACCCCUCCUUUUUAUGCUGUUUCUAAUUGUACUAGUGUCAUGCUUGCUCUGCUCUUUUCUUGUGUGUUGUGGUGGUGGUGUGUGUGUGUGUGUGUGUGUGUGUGUGUGUGUGUGUGUGUGGGGGGGGGGGGGGGGGGGUCUAAGCUGCUGCUCAUGAAACAUAGGUGGUGUGUGCUCUGCCUGCCACAGUCUCUUGCAUUUCAUGAGCGCAUGUGAAAAGACAGAGAGCUUUCAGAACAGAGCCAUGUCAUCAAAUAUAACUCAGUACCUAGUAUGACCUCUUAUUCCUCCCUUCACUUUCCCUUUCUCUAUCAGGCCUCCUCUUUUGCAGCAGGAUGGCCCUUCUCGACUACCCUGUUCCAGACUUGGAUGUUACCUUGCAAGAAGUAAGCCGUGUCUUGCAGCUCACUCUGAGUCCAGACCUCUAUCCUGAGUUUAAAAAUGCACUGGAAGGCCAGAGGGAACUCCUUCAGGGGGGGCAGCAAAAAUUUGCAACCAUUGCUGCAAGCAAGGAGAACUGGGUGACAGAGCAAUUCAAGAAAGCUCUUCUGGCUUGUGCUGACCCUUUGCCCACUUCGACAGCUCUACCUGUGGUUCUUCUUCCUUCCCAAUUGAAGAAAUGCACACAGCUAGGAAGGGCAGCUGCAUUGCUCUGGGCAGCAGCAAAGCUGUACUGUGAACCCUUGUUAUUGGAGGGUAAUGUGCCAAUGGAGCGCACACAGCAGUCUGAGAUGUUUGCUGCCAGCCGGCUUCCUGGCAGGAUUCAAGAUGAGAUCAAGGUGAGAUUUUAGACAAAACAAAGGGGGCUUAGGGCUUAGAGGUCUGGGUAUAGACAAAGCAUAUCAGUCAAUGUUCUUAAAGCAAUUUCUCACUCAUGCCUUUGCUAUUGAAUUUUUAGGUCUACCCAGAUAGUGUCCAUGCCAUUGUCAUCUGUACAGGAGGAAUGUUCCCCAUUGACAUACUUCGGUGUCCCAGCACUGGUGGACCACUUUCUGCCAGACCUUUUAUUGACAUCUACAACCAGCUGGCUCAUGUGAUGGAUCAGCCCAGUACAGGAAAACAGAAUGAUCCCUCCGCCAUUUGCAGCCUCACAACUCUUGAACGCAAAGCCUGGGCAGCCACCAGGGAGGGGAUCCUUGGGCGGGGAGGGAAUGAAGAAGCAUCAUUGCUUAAAAUUGAGAGUGCUGUGCUCACACUCUGUCUGGAGGACUGCAACGCACCCUCUGAGUUGGCUGAUGUCCUCAAUGCAGUCCGGCUUGGAGGAGGUGGAGAUUGUCCAUAUCUGAGAUACUAUGACAAGGUACUUGAAAAAUCUAUAUAGCAAUCAUAAAUUAUGCUGAAAUCAGAUUACUUACCUUUGUCAGGCAUCGACUUGAACAAAGACAAACCCAACUUUGUUUUCUGUUUUGACAGGUGGUGAACCUGGUGGUAUUUAAGGACAGCACAGCUGGGAUAGUGUUUGAGCACAGUGCUGUGGAUGGGAUGGUGGCUGGGCUUGUGACUGAGCAUAUUUACAAGUUGUCAGAAACUGUUGACCUUAGCCUAGUGUAUAAUGACACAGAAAAUGUGAAUGGUUCUGUCAGAGUAAACAAUGGUAUUUCUUCUUGUCCAGCAUCCCUCACAUUUCCUUUGCGAGUAAAAAACACACCCAAUCCAGGCCCUAAUUUACAAGCUACACACCCAGUUCUAACUUUUGAUAUGUCCUCCUAUCCUGAUGUCUUCUCUACUCUCAGAGGGCAAAGAGGCCUGUAUGAUGCUUGGAUCAACUUCUCUUUGCAGCUCUCUCUACGGCAGACUCUUGGAGAAUCUGCUUCCAGUCACAUACUUGUCACACCAACUCAUAUGCGCCACUACAAACAUGGCCGAUGUGAUCCUACAUACUCACUCACCAUGCAUUCCCGCAAGUUAGUGGGUGCCCUGGUGUCUUCCAUUGACCCAAACAACAAAAUUCAAUACACUACUGACCUCCUGCACUUGUUCCAUCUUGCUUUUUUGGAACACAAGAGUCUCAUUAAAAAUACUAAAAGUGGUCAAGGAGUUGGUCCCCAUCUAGCCGCACUACGUCGUUUUUUGCCAUCUGGAAAUCCUCUCAAAAAGUUCCUAGACCCUUUUGGAUGUCCAUCUGUGUACCUCACAGGAACUGAUAUGGUGGAGGGUGUGGAGUGUGGAGUAGGGAAUGUUUACGCCAAAGACCAGCUUGCUGUAACCUACCUUGGAAAGAGAGACAAGGUUCGAAUAGUGCUCAAUGGGAAAGGGAGCUUUGCUUUGUCACUGGAGAAACUUAUGGAAAGCUUGAGGAAAAACCUUAAGCUAGUGAUGCUAUUAGCUGUUCGAUAUGCCAUUGCAAACCAAAUGGGAGCCCUGGAGUGUGUGCUCCUUAAAGGACAAAAAGAGAAAAUGAAUGGUGAGAGAGAUCACUGCCCAGGAAGGCUUGACAGAGACAAAUCCAUUGUUGACUCCACCUCUGGCAUGAGUGCAGACUACACUCUGGUCAUCCACGGUGGUGCUGGAGAAGAAAUGAUGCUGAACACUGAAGUGAUUGGGGUAAUUGAGUUUGCUCUACAAACAGCAUUGAGCCUCGGAUCCCAAGUGCUUCAGCAAGGUGGCAAAAGCCUGGAUGGUGUACAGAAGUCAGUAGAAGCUCUUGAGGACUGCUUCCUGUUUAAUGCAGGUAAAGGGUCAGUAUUCAAUAAAGAUGGAAAGAAUGAAAUGGAAGCAACCAUUGCAGAUGGCAACACAAGGAGCUCAGGUUCUGUUGCUUGUGUGAAAAGUGUGAAGAACCCAGUAAGAGCAGCCAGGUGUAUCAUGGAGAAAAGCCCACAUUCCCUCAUUGUAGGGGAUGGAGCUGAAGACUUUCUUUGCAGUUUGGAGAGUAAGGAUAAGCCCGUUGCACCUGAGUAUUUCCAAACUGACAUACGUCAAAAAGAGUUAGCUGUCAAGCUCAGUAGUGGAAACAACUCAAAAAACAACCACCCUCAGACAGUUGGAGCAGUGGCCUUGGAUCGUUGGCAGGGGUUGGCUGCUGCAUCUUCUACAGGUGGACUGGUUGGAAAACUGAAAGGGCGAGUUGGGGAUACAGCAGUGGUGGGAGCAGGAAUAUAUGCUGAUGACAAGGUGGCUAUAACCUGCUCUGGUGAUGGAGAUGUAUUUCUUAGACACACAGUUGCACAGAAAAUAGCCAGUCUGUACAGUCACAAAGGCUAUACCAUCAGGCAAGCAUGCAAGGAAGUAAUGAGUGAAGACCUGGAUGGGAUUUGUGGAGGAAUCAUUGCUGUCGACAAGAAAGGUGAUGCCACUAUUGAAACAAAUUCAGGUGUGAUGUUUGUGGCUUCGAUAGUCAAUGGCAUUUCAAGGGUAGAGGUUCUGAGGCCAAUGACGAGCUUUUCAGAUGUGAUCUGGGAAACUGAUGAGCUGGUUGCCUUCCUUAAUCCUAACCCCUGGAUCCCAGGGUCAACAAUUCUGACAAGAAAAGCACUUAGUGGGGUAAAGAGCAUUUUCCAGAUGGCCACACCUGACUUUGUGGCAAUGCUACAAGGGGCAAGAGUUGUAUCAGGCUUGUUAUGUGAACGGUUGGGAGUGCAGCGAUGUGCCUUGGUUUUCUGUCCAACACCUGACAAACCAGCACAGAUCAGAUUACUCCCUCUUCACGGUCUGGAGCCAAAGUGGCAUCCCCAUCUUGCUAAUAAAGAGGAAUUCCACACUUAUGAUCCCGGCUACUGCACCUCAAAAAGUGGCCCAUGCUGGGAUAAUGAAGCACUUACCCAGGUCCAAGCUAAGAUUAGGAAUGGUUUGCCAACACCAAAUGCACCAUCCUGCUAUGACUUUUUUGGGGAUGCUUCCAAUGACAACAUAUUCAGUCGCAUUGUGCGUGGAGAGCAGCAACAGUGGAGAGUGUGGGAGGACAAUGAGCAUGUUGCCUUUCUGACACCAUACCCAAACGCACCUGGACUAACUGUAGUGGUGCCACGAAAGCCACUGUCCAGUGACAUCUUUAAACUGGAGGAAGCUGACUACAUGGCUCUGAUUUUAGCCACUUACAAAGUCGCUCAUCUGGUGGAGAAUGGGAUGAAAGCCCAAGGAGUUGCACUUAUCUUUGAGGGCUUUGAGAUCAACUAUGCUCAUGCCAAGCUGAUUCCUUUGGUGCCUUCACCAGAAGGUACCAAGCCUGUGGAGCUGCAACCAGAGUGCUUCCAAAACUAUCCUGGGUAUGUGUCAUCUUUGGAUGGCCCUUCAGCUGAUCCUGAAACCCUCAAGAAGAUACACACAAAAAUUACCCAGUGCAGGCCCCCUUGUUCUUGGAAAGAGCCCCAGUCUCACUCCACACUUGCCAUCAAGAGCCAGUGGUACCGCAACCUGUUCCAAAUACAGAACACCCUAUUCCACAGCACAGUGGAAUACUUUCACACUAAGUGCCAGUACUCCUAUGCUCUUACACCUCUGACCACAGACACCAUCUCCUCACCAAUGGGCCUUGGUUCUGAUUCUGAACCAGUUUCUGUUAACCUGCUGGGCCAGGAAAUCUACCUUGCUGACUCCAUGCAAUUUGUACUUGAAUACUUCCUUCGCUUUCAAGAGAACCUGCCAGGGACGUACUAUAUAUCCCCCAGCUUUAGAGGGGAGGAUCCUGAUUCCACGCACUUAAACCAGUUCUACCACGUGGAGUGUGAACUGCUGGGGGACAUGGACAAUGCUAUUUCCAUUGCAGAGGGAUUUCUAGCUCAUCUGACACAGUCUAUGUUGAAGAAACACUCUGAUAUGAUCUUGAACACUGCCGGGACCCUGACACAUGUCGAAAAAAUGCUGAAAAAGCUGAAUGGACAAACUCCACUGCCUAGAGUUUCUCUUGACCAAGCCAUUCCCAUGAUGCCCUCUGCAGACUGCUUGGAGUGGGUACAAGAUGGCCAACCCCAGUUUGGCAGAAAGCUAACACGCAAAGGAGAAAGGGUCUUGAUUGAGAAGUAUGGUGGUGCUGUUUGGCUCACUGAAAUGGACCAUCUGGGGGUUCCCUUCUACCAGGCAUAUGUAGAGGGCACUGGACGAUGCAAAGCAAAAGCUGCUGAUCUUCUUUUGGGACUUGGUGAGACUGUAGGUCUUGGUGAGCGUCAUUCUACCCCUGAGAUGGUACAGGAGGCCCUCAGGCACCAUGGUGUGCUUGAGCAGUCCUACAAAUGGUAUCUUGACAUGCGGCAAGUGAAACCUCUCCUCACCAGUGGAUGGGGCAUGGGAACUGAGCGCUACUUGUGUUGGCUGCUUCAGCAUGACGAUAUCAGAGAUAUACAAAUUAUUCCUCGGAUGAAAGGAAUGAAGUACAUGCCUUGA
Molecule: messenger RNA, 7402 nt
Organism: Xyrichtys novacula (pearly razorfish)
Lineage: Eukaryota; Metazoa; Chordata; Actinopteri; Labriformes; Labridae
Source: the annotation of a GenBank genome assembly